AUGAAUUUGCGCGCGACAACACAGCUCAUCUCCGAACACCCAAAUACUGAGCUUCCAAACCAAGAGAUUCUAGACCAAGAGACUCUAAACCAGGAGACAACAGCUUACCUUCGAAUUCUCCCUCUCCAAGAGCGCCUUGCUGUCGAAGCCCUUCUACAAUCUUCCAAAGAGGAGGCAUAA
This is a messenger RNA of Penicillium pulvis, 180 nucleotides long. RefSeq lists its product as uncharacterized. Bases 1 to 180 code for a protein of 59 amino acids. The record is from RefSeq and is a predicted model, not a curated record. The transcript has a single exon. NCBI's taxonomy places the organism in Eukaryota, Fungi, Ascomycota, Eurotiomycetes, Eurotiales, Aspergillaceae.